AUGUCCCAAGACCCCCGCCUCAAACCAUUCCACCAUCUCCAAACCCCCUACAAAACCUUCCACGAUAACACCACCAACACCCCCCAAGAAAUCCAAACAGACAUCCUCAUCCCAAAGACCAUUCCCAACCCCAAGCCCCUCCCCAUAAUAGUCUACUUCCACGGGGGAGGCCUAAUAUGCGGCUCCUCCCUCCACCCCGACUGGUUCCCAACCUACCUCCUCGAGCUCGCCCAAACCACGCCAGCCAUCCUCCUCGCCCCGAACUACCGUCUCCUCCCGGAGGCCACCAUCCACGAGGUGUUCAGCGACGUCCUCGACUUUUGGGACUGGGUGCACGCCCCCGCGGCCAGCGUUGCCGCGCUGCUCGCCGCGGUCCCUGCCCCCCAGAAUGCCUCGGACCGGCUCGCAGUUGACGUCGCCCGCGUCCUCGUGGCGGGCGGUUCCGCCGGCGGGUAUCUGGGACUGUGUCUGGCGCUGCGGGUUCCCGAGCAGAUCCGCGGGGUGGUCGUGGGGUAUCCUGCUUUUUUGGGGGUAGCGUCUUCUGCGGUGGCGUCUGCUGCAGCAGCAGCAGCAGCAGCAGCAGCAGCAGCAGCGGAGGGAGCAGGGUCUUCCUCGAACCGCCGCCCCGUCCGCACCUCCACGACGCCCCCGGACCGCCUCGACCUGAUGAACGCGGCGAUGCGCACGGGCCGGAUGGCCGAGCUGUUCGCGCGCGGCGUCGACCCGGCGGCCCACGACCCGGACCGGACCCUGCGGUAUCCGAUGGAGAGGCUGGAUGAGCCAGCCCCCAGAGUUCCGCGGGGUGGGAUUGUGAUCUUGCAUGGGCGGGAGGAUGAGGUCGUGUCUGUGGAGGAUAGUGUGCGGUUCGUUGGCAAGGCGAGGAAGGUUUUGGGGGCGGGGAAGGUGGUGGUUGUGGUGCGGGAGGGGGGGCAUGGGUUUGAUACACCUGUAAAGCUUGGGGAGGGGUGGUUGGGGGAGAGUUUGAGGGGGGUUGUUGGGGGGUGGUUAGAAAUUGGGAGAUUGAGUAUAUAG
Molecule: messenger RNA, 1032 nt
Organism: Aspergillus aculeatinus CBS 121060
Lineage: Eukaryota; Fungi; Ascomycota; Eurotiomycetes; Eurotiales; Aspergillaceae
Exons: 3
Coding region: 1-1032 (343 amino acids)
Molecular function (GO): hydrolase activity
Source: RefSeq, a predicted model, not a curated record